Messenger RNA from Sphaeramia orbicularis (orbiculate cardinalfish), 3138 nucleotides. RefSeq names its product tumor protein p73 (gene tp73). Lineage: Eukaryota; Metazoa; Chordata; Actinopteri; Kurtiformes; Apogonidae. Gene Ontology annotation, molecular function: protein binding; DNA-binding transcription factor activity, RNA polymerase II-specific; RNA polymerase II cis-regulatory region sequence-specific DNA binding. Gene Ontology annotation, biological process: regulation of transcription by RNA polymerase II; protein tetramerization; apoptotic process. Bases 288 to 2114 code for a protein of 608 amino acids. The record is from RefSeq and is a predicted model, not a curated record. Gene Ontology annotation, cellular component: nucleus. The transcript is spliced from 12 exons.
GGGUUCCCAUCCCUCUUUCCCUCUGUUCUUCUCUCCCCUCGUCUCAGUCUAUCGUUUCUCUCUCUCCACACCAGUCCUCACUUUUUCCCGUCAGCACCGUGUAAGUGUCUGACUUUGUGUGUGUGUGUGUGUGUUGUGUGUGCAUGUGUGUGUGUGUGUGUGUGUGUCCACUGAUGCACGCCUCUCUUAAACUCCUGGGUUAAGCCAUGGUCCUAGACUCUCUUUGCUUUUCUGUGUUUGGACGUUACUGACUGAAGAGUGUACAUAUGAGACCAAAGCAGUAGAGGAUGUACUACGUGAAAAAGAAGUCCCAGUACAACUUGCUGAGCAGCAGCAUGGAGAGCCUGGGGAGCCGAGCGACGUCCGCCAGCCCCUACAGCUCCGAGAACGCCUCCUCGUCGGCCGUGCCCACCCCCUCGCCCUAUUCCCAGCCCAACUCCACCUUCGAGGGCCUGUCGCCUGCCCCGGCCAUCCCCUCCAAUACCGACUACCCCGGACCGCAUGCCUUCCAGGUGUCCUUUCAGCAGUCCAGCACUGCCAAGUCUGCCACAUGGACCUAUUCCCCCUUGCUCAAGAAGCUUUACUGUCAAAUUGCCAAGACAUGUCCGAUCCAGAUCAAGCUGUCCUCAACCCCUCCGCAUGGCAGCAUCAUCAGGGCGAUGCCCGUCUACAAGAAGGCGGAGCACGUUACGGAAGUGGUCAAACGCUGCCCAAAUCACGAACUGGGACGAGACUUCAACGAUGGUCAAGCAGCCCCAGCCAGUCAUUUAAUCCGAGUGGAGGGAAAUAACCUUUGUCAGUAUGUGGACGAUCCAGUCACAGGUCGACAGAGUGUGUUUGUACCCUAUGAGGCUCCACAGGUGGGGACUGAGUUUACCACCAUCCUCUAUAACUUCAUGUGCAACAGCAGCUGCGUAGGCGGCAUGAACAGACGACCGAUCCUCAUCAUCAUCACUUUGGAAACGAGGGAUGGUCAAGUGUUGGGCAGAAGAUCAUUUGAAGGUAGAAUAUGUGCAUGUCCAGGCCGUGAUCGGAAAGCAGACGAGGACCACUUCAGGGAACAACAGGCUCUCAAUGAAAGCGUUGCCAAAAACGGCAGCGCCAACAAGCGUAACUUCAAGCAGAGCCCGCCAAAUAUUCCCAGUCCAAAUAUAAACAUGAGGAAGCGGCGCCAUGGAGACGAGGAGAUUUACUAUAUUCCUGUUCGGGGUCGGGAGAACUUUGAGCUGCUGCUGAAGAUUAAAGACAGCCUGGAGCUGAUGGAGCUGGUGCCACAGCAGCUGGUGGACUCGUACCGACAGCAAACGCAACAACAGCUGCUGCAGAGACCGAGCAGCAUCGCCUCCCCCUCCCCUUAUUCUCCGCUGUCCAACAUGAACAAGCUUCACGGUCACGGCAGCCUCGGCAAACCGCCCUCAGUCAACCAGCUGGUGGGGCAGCAGCCCCUGCAGACCCCCGCUGCCCCCACCACCAUAGCACAUAUGGGUCACAACAUGCUCAACAGCCACCACAUGCAAACCAAUGGUGACAUGAACGGUGGCCACAGCAGUCAGACUAUAGUGUCUGCUUCCCACUGCAGCCCGCCCCCUCCGUAUAACCCUGACCCCAGCCUCGUCAGUUUUCUAACCAGUCUUGGAUGUCAGAACUUCAUUGAGUACUUCACCUCCCAAGGCUUCCAGACUAUCUACCAUCUCCAGACCCUCUCUAUGGAGGAUUUAGGUGCCCUGAAGAUACCUGAACAGUCCCGCCUUGCCAUCUGGCGAGGUCUGCAGGACAUGAAACAAGGCACCCCCCUCCCGAUGCCUCCCUCUGCUCAUCACCACGACUACCACGGCCAGCAGCUCCUUCGCUCCAGCAGCAAUAUGGCCGCCACCGCUAUGGCAGCCAUUGGCGCCAGCAGUGGGGAGCUGCAACGCCAGCGGGUCAUGGAGGCGGUGCACUUCCGCGUCCGCCACACCAUCACCAUACCCAACAGGCCCGGUGUCGUCGGAGCGUCCGGGAUGGCGACAGCUGCCGACGAGUGGGCUGACUUUGGGUUUGACAUGCCCGACUGCAAGGUGUCACGUAGCAAGCACUCCAUCAAAGAGGAGUUCAUGGACAGUGACGUUCACUGAGCCUGAAAAGAUGGUUUUUGCCAAAAGCAGUCGAUUCACAGAGGGAAAAAAAAGUCAUGUGGACACGGUGUUUAACGUGGCGUUGGUGUCAUAUCUCAGUCAAAGCUCAAAUUCCACUUGUAAUUUAAUGCAUUGACAGAGUGUUAAUCCAUUUUCUUCUCCAGACUUUAUGUUGUGCUUGAAAACUUGAUCCACUUUGAACAGAAACGAACGAACAAACAUCUCAAGUCGACAAAUCAAAUCCUUCUGUGCGAAUAACACACAUGGUCAGGAUUAUACUUCUUACCUUGACACUGAUACAUGUUUAUUAUUGUUGUUCAUUAUUUUUUCAGUUAUUUUUUUAUUUUGGAGAAUGGGAUGUUAUUUGUUUUCACUGUGCAAUAAUAAAUGACAAACUUUACUUUUAGAGCCCCAUCCACUUACAUACAUACACUAUAUUUGUGUUUAACAUUCAGCAUUUGCUUCAUUGCACAUUUCUCAUUCGAGGAAUUCGACCAUUUCACCACUGCUAGUCGCCACUUUGCAUUUAUACACGAUUAUUAUGUUCUCAACUGACUUAUUUAUUUUUUCUUCACCUGUACAAAUGUAUAUACUGUGUUUUGUAAAUGUUUCUGACUAGAUACAUGGUUAAAUAGGGGUAUUUAGAAUAAGAACACUGUAUCUCAUGUAUGAACCAAAUGUAUAGAUUUAAAGGGUAAAUCAAACUCACACCGACACCAAGAUGAUUCAAAUGUUUUCAAUGGUAAUGAUAACAUGAUGACUUCAAAUUCAGUUUGCCCUUAUGAUUACAUUGUUAAAAAUGUUAUAUGGGUUUGGGGUAUCAAUAGACAUCGAAAGUGAAGUCUAUAUGUAAUGGACGAAAUGUAAUGCAUUUAUUAUAUUUGUCUCCAAAACUGUAGAGACUGUUUAUUCUUAGGCUAUGUUCAGACAGCAGGUCGGGUUUUUUUGGUGAAAUCGGAUUUUUUUGGGUCUUCAUUCAUAUUGCACAUUAAAUGCGAUUUCUAUCAGUUUUGAGUAUGAACUG